Molecule: messenger RNA, 4454 nt
Organism: Ooceraea biroi (clonal raider ant)
Lineage: Eukaryota; Metazoa; Arthropoda; Insecta; Hymenoptera; Formicidae
Biological process (GO): proteolysis
Molecular function (GO): calcium-dependent cysteine-type endopeptidase activity
Source: RefSeq, a predicted model, not a curated record
CGAUAUGUCAGAAAAAUCCAAGAGCUUUGCUGCCGAAACCAAUCGUCAUGCUGACGCGAGCACCAUGAAUACACCAUGGUUGGAAUGGAAAGAUUUCGAUCUGAAUAACGAGAAAUGGGAAAUCCCUAAAGAUGAUUACGACGGAUUGUUCCUGGAUGCGGAAUGUGUCGGAAUGCCAAGAUCCUUAGAACCUUAUCAGUGGAUACGAGCCAGGGAUUUGAAGCAUUUGACUGUACUCUUCCCUCCCUCUGCAAUUUUUAUUUAAUUUAAAUUCUGAUAUGUAUAUUACAUUUAUUAUCUUUAAAUUGAACCAGAAUGAUCACGUUAUGUUACUAAUAUAUUUACGCAAAAAUAUUGGAAUGCGAAUUCUUCAGGGUCCUUUGACAGUGUACACGACGACCACAAGAUAUCCUGAUUUAGUCACAAACAAUAAGCAUCUCUUGAGCAGUGAGGUAUUUCUUUGAGUUUAAGUGAAAAUGGUUUAAUGGUUUGCAAAUUAUUGGAACAUAAUAAUAUACAAAAUAAAUAAUACAAUAACGUAAUAAAAAUAAUAAACGGCAAUUUUUAGUUUGUAAGAUGGUUCAUCUCUGCGAUAACAAAUUUGCAAUAUUGUGGUCGAGAAGGGUUGGAAAUCAGCGGAGAAAAUUCGAAUUUUGUCUGGGUCAAUCGCCAUAAUCCUUGGCAUGGUUGGAUGCAUGUAUACUCCUUGAAUAAAGCUGGGAAAGGAGCCCAGCAUUUACCAGUGAUAAACCCGAAUGGUAGAUAUAAUAUACGCAGUAUUUUGCAAUAUUUCUUCAAUGGUGUACACAGAAAAUUUUAAUCAUCAUCUCGAAUUUGGAGAAUCUAGUCAAAUGAUUCUCCCUGUCGCUUUCAAUAUUUCAUUAUGUUGAUCAUAAAUUUAAUUUAUAUUAUAUCGCUUCUCUAACACACAGGGGCUAGCACUUCAUUCAGUAACUCGCAAUCUUGCCAAACAAUACAUCAAGCAAUAUUUUUCAGGCAAAUACAUUGUAAGAUUAUAUUAUAUGGGAUGCUGGCGUCGCAUUCUGGUGGAUGACACUAUUCCCGUGGAUAAAGAUAGCAGGCCUCUUCUACCGUGUACCUCCAAUAACUUCGAGCUAUGGCCGAUGCUUCUUGCCAAAGCGUUGCUCAAGAUUGCUUCGCAGACCUGGACAGAACGCCGCGAAAUCGUCGACUUUCAUCCGAUUGCUUGCCUUACAGGUUGGAUCUGCUUGACGCUAAAUAUCAAGCAUUUAUCGUUGCAAGACAAAUGGGAUUUGCUGACGAAGUAUUCCGAGCGCUUUGAGUGGACGCCGCAAACCACUCCAGAGAACUCCACGAGUGUUACGACGGGGAAACCCAGAGAAACUCUGCGGCCGCUCGCCGAAACCGAGAAACCUCAACCGAUCAGUCUGUUUCUCCUCUUGAGCAACACGCGAGAACUCGGAAGCGAUGCAGUGCCUGGACUAUCACCCUGCUGGGAUCACGUAAUCCAUGUUGUUCAAUCACGUGACGUCCCUUUAGACCCCAAAGAUGUAAAAGAGCCAUUAGCACAGUGGAAGAUGCAUCGCUGGUUGAAAUGGGCCAUUUCGCAAAACGUAAUCAAUCCAGCUGAUUAUUUCGUGCCGAUUCGUUACUUAAGAUUGAUUAAUCCUCUCCAAGAGUGCGACGAAAAUGUUGUUUAUGAAUAUGAUAUUGAAGAAAAACCUCUAAAAGUGAUUCAGCAACCCAAAUCUGCGUGGAAAACGAAAUCUCAGAAAAUACCGGAUUCCUUCACCACAAAAGAGGAAGUUACAGAAAACAUUAGCCGAUGGAUUGAUUUCAACAAGCUGGCACCACACAUAACGGAAGUGCAUCUAUUUUACAAACUGAAGUACUUUCAAUGCUCGAUUCAAGCAACGGGUGACAUUCUGAAGACUACAAGUGAAGAUCGCAAAGCAACAGCCACGAAAGAAAUCAAGAAAGAAAAGAAAGAUGUCUACGAUUGUUCCAGUCAGAAUCCAAAGUCCAAAAUAAAACCAUUGUAUUUGUUUUGUGACUCUUUGGAAAGAAAAUUCUUUUUGAUCAAUCUUUGUAGCAUACCAAAGAAAAAGAAUAUCAAUUCGCACCAAAGUGAUUACGUAAUCCUAGAAAAGCACAACUGGUUCUUCGAAUCAGAUCAGACGGAUCAAUCGAUAACUAUUAUCACAACUGGCACCAAGUCAACCGUCCUAGAAUUGGAAGCUGGUAGACAACUUUUACAAAUUUAUCGCAGUUCAGAAUCAAGUGUAAUAAUUAUCUCCUCUAACACGACAUUCUGUCUUGGAAAUCGAGCGACGGUGCAGCAGAUGAUGAUGACGGAAUCUGAGCAAAUUAAACAAAUGUCAAAAAAAAUCAGCGACAACCUCCGCGCAGCUUAUCGAUCGUUUGGAACAAAGGAUUACCUGGCAAUGUUGAAAAAUUAUUAUCAAAGCUACAUGCCAAGCUUGCAGAAAGAAUCUCCAGUAAUCAAUAAAAAUAUUCGAACGCUAAUACAUCAUUCUUUCAUGGAAGAACAAGUUCGAUUAAUCAGAAAGGCCUUUCCCAAUGAAGAACUGAAAAAUAUUUUUCACGCCUUAAGGGUAUUUUUCCUAAAUCCAGAUAUUAGACUAGAAUACUUCAAUUCAGUGACAGAUCAGAAGAUUCUUCAGGAAUUUACCACAGCAGAGAUUUCAGAAGACAACAAAGACGUUUUAAGAUACAUUCAGGGAGCUACGAUCAUUCAGUCCUUUUUCAAAAUGGCUCGUGUAAAAGGAUAUAAGGAUCUUCACAAUCCCGAUCAUCCCAUGCAUACACAGAUCCGCAAUGAACUCCACAAAAUAUCCGAUCUAUUUGAUUCAUCCUUCACAAGCCAGUUGCUGAGAAACGUCAUCAACCGCCACCAUAGUCUGCGAGAUCUGUAUCCUUGUUCAGAAGACUUCGCACAUGUCCUAAAUAUCCAAGAGUUCAGGGGCGUCCUGGGAAACAUCAAGCACGAGCAAUGGUUCCCAAUCGUUAGACUCGUUGUGAAUGCCAAGCCUGCGGAAACGGUUUUAGCUGUCUUCGAACUGCUGGUCGAUCUCCCUCGUGUCGCACUGAGCGUCUUCAACAACCAAGACCGACGGGAGAUGCCGCGUGUCGUGAACCAUGUAGCUCCAGCUCGUUAUGAACACCUGCCAACUGGAUACACGGUGUUUGCUUACGGUCGCAGCGAGAAACAGCGCUUCAAGGAGCUCGACUGGAUGAUUCGCGUGAUUACUAUGAAGGGAGAGUCGAUGCUUUAUCAAUUGGGUGAGCAACAACCUUUAUCUUUGGAGACCAAACUACCCAAGCUGGCGGUUGAGACAUUGGUUGGUGUGUAUAUACCGAACAUUAAAAAUUGCAUCUCACGAUGGAUUCUGCGAGCGACACCGGAAAGCAUUGUCUCGAUCAGGUUGGCGACUUCCUACAGUCUGGCUGAGGUCAGAAUUAGAAUCAUCGAUGAGGAAGGAGACAUUCUAACUGAUACGAAGGGUGGUUGUACAAUCCUGUUACCCGUAGUAUAUCUAAAACCAAUUGAACAUCAUAAAGUCAAGAAAAGAUACGCAGGCGUUGAUGAAGAGUCCAAAAAUGCAGUGCAAGGGAAGAGUUCGUAUUACGUAGAAGCAUUUGUGCUUAACGAUAGUUGGCCUCUCACAGAUGCCGAAUGGAUGGUCGUAAAUCAGGCAAAACUGAAGAUCGUGGGAAAUCUUGAAACGAAGAUACGAGUUGGGAAUAAAAAAUCGUCAAAUUCAUUGAAAAAAGACUUAAGACAAUUUGUGAAUGACGAUCAAGUUUUAGAAUCGCCAUAUUGGAUUCUUCAAGUUGUCACAGAUGCGCAGGAUGCUGUAGAAAUCUAUCAAGAUAAAAGAAGAGACGAAGAAAUAAUACGACUGAAAGAAUUCUGGUGGUCAAAAGAUCCAGGUCGACGUGAACGUGGGAGAGAACUGCGAGAAGCUUUUCUGAACGCGCGUGCAUCGAAGAUUGAACCAGAAGCGUCUUCAAAUCAGAAUGACAGACAGUCAAGAAGAAUAAUAGAAGACGAAGACAUGAUAUUUUGUCUAUCAAAUGCGAGGCAACGCAGAACUCUGAAGCCACCAGAUUCUCAUCUGCUUCCUUUGGAUCUAACAAAAUACAUGCGAGCGAACGAAAUCGUGAAACAUCGUCAGAUAAAAACGAAGAAUGACGACGAAAUACUGAAGAACCAAGUCGCCGUCAACAUUGCCGAUAGCGAGAGAAGUUACACCAGUUAUCUGGAUAAGUUAAUUGAACUGGUGAACGAGCAACUACAGCGUUAUUCAAAGUUCUUCAGGAAGAAGAAAGAGAAUUUUCGACAAAGGAGAACCCUAGUGGAUGCAGCUUAUGAAUCAAGAAAGGUCUACGUUGAUAGUCUGGCGUCCGACAGAGCGAAAACUAAAGAAAAGAAGAGGAAGAAGGAAUGA